AUGGAGUCUAACCGACUUCUGGAUCCGGUAGAUGCAUUCUUCAAGCCAUCGGGCUCUGGUAGGAGAAGAAGAGACAGGACGCGCAGCACCAGUCGCAGAUCGAAGAGCCACUACAAGAAGUUGCUCUGGUUCAAGCAACCGUUCCCUGAUAACUACACGGACGAGAAGACGUUUCUUGAUCACCUGCAGCGCAAUCCGCGGCUGCAGCCGUAUGAUUUCUGGUCGCUCAUGGCGGACACGACGAUAAUUGUGCAGCAUCUUGCCUCGGUCGCCAUCUUCUGCUGCUGUUUUGUCGGCAUCAUCCAAGGAAACGUCUCGCCUCUGUCCGUAGUAGGCUGGGCGACGCUUUGCACGGUGUUGGCCUGGAUUUUGUGGGAUCACUGGCAGGGACAAGAGCUGGAAGCAGCUGAUGACAAGCACGAAAAGCCGCCGGACGGGGGCGAGGCAACUGAGGCGCAUUCGGACUCGGUGCCGUCUCCGCCAUCUCGGUAUCAGCAGCGGGUGUCGACGGUCAAGUCGGCGGUGUUGAUCUACGCUGCUUUGCUAGGGCUCAGCCCGAUUCUCAAAUCGUUGACCAAGUCGACGACGAGCGAUUCGAUCUGGGCUAUCAGCACAUGGCUGCUCAUGAUGAAUGUCGUAUUCUUCGACUACAGCAGCGGGCCCGGGGCACAGUAA
Molecule: messenger RNA, 675 nt
Organism: Ascochyta rabiei
Lineage: Eukaryota; Fungi; Ascomycota; Dothideomycetes; Pleosporales; Didymellaceae
Product: D-stereospecific aminopeptidase
Exons: 2
Coding region: 1-675 (224 amino acids)
Biological process (GO): GPI anchor biosynthetic process
Cellular component (GO): membrane; glycosylphosphatidylinositol-N-acetylglucosaminyltransferase (GPI-GnT) complex
Source: RefSeq, a predicted model, not a curated record